Messenger RNA from Pyrenophora tritici-repentis Pt-1C-BFP, 2910 nucleotides. RefSeq names its product Crp, cAMP-binding protein. The record is from RefSeq and is a predicted model, not a curated record. Lineage: Eukaryota; Fungi; Ascomycota; Dothideomycetes; Pleosporales; Pleosporaceae. Gene Ontology annotation, molecular function: protein-containing complex binding; protein binding.
AUGCGCAGAUACAGAUCCGGCAGUGGCCCUGUACGCGCUCAUGGCGGCGUCGCAGUGCCCGACCCCUUUGCCAUGGUGCGCGCAUACGACAGCGACUCCAAUCCCGCCAGGCCUGUCAGACCCUCCCCGCUGGCCGCUUCCACCAUCCAGGGUCUGCCGCUCGACCUGCUUGACCGCCUACGCUCCUUCCCGCUGUUCAAGGCCGCGCCCGAUGAAUUCCUCACACAGGUCGGCUUGCAUCUCAAGCCCCAGCUGUACCAGCCGCAUGAUACCAUCCUCACCGAGGGCGAGACGGGCAAGGCCAUGUACUGGCUGGUCCGCGGCGCCGUGCGCGUGACCUCGCGAGAUCAAGAGAGCACAUAUGCAGAACUCAAGCCAGGUGCCUUCUUUGGCGAGAUUGGCAUUCUAAUGGACAUUCCCCGUACCGCCACCAUCAUAGCCAACAUGCGCUCGCUGGUCGUGCGGCUGAACAAGGAGGACCUCACCAAAGAGCUGCCCAAGUUCCCCGACGUCGAGGUUGCCAUCAGACACGAAGCCCAGGAGCGCCUUGCCAUCCUGCAACGCAAAAAGUCGGAGCUGGGCGCCAAACGCCCCGCCAUACCCAUUCGCCAGAUCACAGGCAAGCGCGACCGCGAAGAUGGCGAUGUGGUCAUGGCAGAGAGCGGCACUCUCCGCGAGGGUGAGAUCAAUGCCUUCAAGAAGAGGAAGUCGCCCAGCCCGGGACUCACCGAAGCCAUCGCCCACAGCGCUUUCGGAAGUGGCAGUCUACAUGUGAGACAUCUGCUCAAAGAACUGCCCCUCUUCUCUGAGCUACCGGAUGACAUCCUCCAUUUUAUCGGCAUGCGUGCCCAGCCAUGCUCGUUCGAUCCUUUUACCGACAUUAUCAAACAGGGCACCCAGGGGCGCGACGUCUUCUUCAUCGUCAAGGGCGAGGUCGAAGUCAUCAACACGAAUGCGCCCGAGCAGAAUGGCCACACUUCACCUACCAUGGGACGCCGGAAAUCCAUAGCUGCUGGCGAGCAUCAUUUCCAGGAGGUCAAGGCCCGAUUGAAGACUGGACAGUACUUUGGCGAAGUUGUCAGUCUUUCGCUUGCCCCACGUCGCACCGCCACUGUACGUUCUGUAUCGGCCGUUGAAUGUCUGAUGAUUAGUGGCGAUACGCUGAACCAACUGUGGGAAAGGUGCACGCCAGAUGUGCGCCGACAGGUAGAGUCUGUCGCAAAAGAGCGUCUACGAGCAGCAAAAGACGACGACGUGCGCAUGGCCGAUGCACACAGCAUACCGCCCAAUAUCGAUGACUUGGCCAUAGCCGACCAUAUAAUGCCCAGGACGCCGCGGCGCAAGAAGAGCGUACCCACAGUUACCUUUAAUGACACACUUGACAUGGAUAAUCCGGUGACACCCACACGGAGGGAUGAGAAGAUGAUGGAGCCAUAUGACCCCGAUCCAUUCCUAAACGUCGACCUCGAUAAUGUCAGAUCGCGCUCGCGACGAGGAUCUCUUGCCCCACCCACGCCCACCUCGAUACAAGAGUCACCCACUAUUCCUGCAAACCUUGAUUUCUCCAAAUCACCUGGCGGCUCCCCGCUUUCGCCUUCACCAUCGGUUUCCAUAUCGAAGCACGCAUCGACUCCACCAGAGGUCCCGUUCGACUUCAAGCGGCCGCGGCUGGUCGGACGACCAAGCAAAUACACAAGAGGCAGACUGCCAGAUCCCAUACUCACAAAGGUGCUGGCUAAUAUGGACAUACAUGAAUUGAUGAAGUUACGCACCAUCUCAUCGCAUUGGAGCAAGAUGAUAUCCGAGUCUCCAGACCUAAUUCACAACCUUGAUCUUACCAAAUACAACCGCAGGGUCACAGACCGAGCACUAGUCGAUAUAAUAUGUCCGUUUGUAGGCACUCGCCCUAGAUAUGUCAAUAUCAGCAACUGUUUCCACGUCACCGACGAGGGCUUUGCUGAACUAGCAAAGACAUGCGGACCCAGCGUGAGGAUAUGGCGCAUGAAGAGCGUAUGGGACAUUACUGGACCAGCUGUGUUGGAAAUGGUUCAAAAGGCCAAGGGACUAGAAGAAGUAGAUCUCAGCAACUGCAGGAAAGUCGGAGAUAACCUUCUAGCCCGAGUGAUUGGAUGGGUGGUACCUGAGAUGAAUCCGCAAAUGGCAAUGGCGCAUGCACAACACCAAGCUCAAAUGAAUGGCCGCCGAGGAAAAGGAGGUGCCAAUGGUCAACCCGUCCCACAGCCUCUACCACCCGGCACGGUGGUGGGUUGUCCGAAGCUCAGAAGAUUGACAUUGAGCUACUGCAAGCAUAUUACCGAUCGAAGCAUGGCUCAUAUCGCCGUUCAUGCAGCAAACCGCAUCGAAAGCAUUGACCUGACGCGGUGUACGACUAUCACGGACGUGGGCUUCCAACAUUGGAGCGUCUACCCCUUCCCGAGGCUGACGAAGCUGUGUCUCGCCGAUUGCACGUACUUGACUGACAAUGCGAUCGUGUACCUUACGAAUGCAGCCAAGGGACUAAAGGAACUCGAUCUGUCUUUUUGCUGUGCCCUUUCUGACACUGCCACGGAAGUUCUUGCCCUCGGUCUUCCCUCUCUCACCCACCUCAACCUUGCCUUUUGCGGUUCCGCCGUCUCCGACACAUCGCUCCGCUGCAUAUCGUUACACCUACUUGAGCUCCGCAAUUUGUCCGUCCGGGGCUGCGUCCGCGUCACUGGCACGGGCGUAGAAGCUGUAGUUGAAGGAUGUAGAGACUUGGAGCGCUUUGACGUUAGUCAGUGCAAGAAUCUGGGCAGAUGGAUCGAAGCCGGAGGCGUAGAGAGUGUACGAAACAGAGGGAGAAACGUCAACUUCGUCACAGUUAGUGACGGACGAUGGCGCGAUGGUAAAGGAAAUCUGCCGCGAUGGUGA